Molecule: messenger RNA, 693 nt
Organism: Lodderomyces orthopsilosis Co 90-125
Lineage: Eukaryota; Fungi; Ascomycota; Pichiomycetes; Serinales; Debaryomycetaceae
Exons: 1
Coding region: 1-693 (230 amino acids)
Biological process (GO): endoplasmic reticulum to Golgi vesicle-mediated transport; vesicle fusion
Cellular component (GO): SNARE complex; ER to Golgi transport vesicle membrane; Golgi apparatus
Molecular function (GO): SNAP receptor activity; SNARE binding
Source: RefSeq, a predicted model, not a curated record
AUGAAUUCACUAUAUAAUCAUGGUUUGAAGCAAACCCAGACAAUAACAAAGGACCUUGCUCAAUUUGAGAAAAACUUGUCAACUUCUCCAUUGUCAUUACAAGGUGCUAUCACAACCUCAAUCACCGCAUUUAAAAAAACUAUAAAGGAAUACACUGAUUUGCUUGAUAAGAACCCUACAGAUUCAUCAUUUUCUAAACAUGAGGGCAGAAUUAACAAGUUCAAUCAAGAGUUGGAGAGCUUCACCUCCAAGUUUGAUGCCUUGAAAAAGCAAAGGGAAAUCUCUGUACAAGAAGCAGAUAGACAAGAGUUAUUAGGAAGGAGACAUAUUAAUUCAGCAGUAUCUCAACCAAGUGACAAUCCAUAUGACCCGAACCAACAGCAACAGCAACAGCAACAAACGAUAUCACAGAGAGAGGGGCUCUACAAUGAAAACCAAACUCUUGCGAGGGGCACAGAGCAACUUGAUCGAAUACUAGAAAUGGGGCAACAGGCUUUUGAAGAUAUUGUGGAGCAAAAUGAAACCUUGAGAAAAGUACAGGCCAAGUUUGAAGAGGGGCUAAUCGCUUUAGGAGUUAGUCAGGGUACAAUUAGAAGUGUGGAGCGCAGAGCCAAGCAAGAUAAGUUGUUAUUUUGGUUUUGUGUAGUGAUGAUGCUAGUUGUAUUUUACUAUAUAUUAAAGUUCUUCAGAUAA